Molecule: messenger RNA, 1737 nt
Organism: Pichia membranifaciens NRRL Y-2026
Lineage: Eukaryota; Fungi; Ascomycota; Pichiomycetes; Pichiales; Pichiaceae
Exons: 1
Coding region: 24-1574 (516 amino acids)
Molecular function (GO): protein binding
Source: RefSeq, a predicted model, not a curated record
CAGGUGCCAGAAGUUGCAAGAACAUGCCCACCUUAUCUGUCAACUGGAAUUACAAAACGUAUCGUGUGACCGUGACUCCGUCCACGAUAUUGGGCGAUGUAUUGAAAGAAUCAUGUCAACAUUUCAAUCUUGGUUCCGAUUUCACCCUCUACAAACUCGUGAACAGGAAUGGAAAAGAAAUUGAUUUGGGUUUGCCUUUUCGAUUCAGCAAUCUUGCCCAGGGCGCCAAUCUUGAUAUUGUUGGCCCUCCUGCGGGUGUUGUGCAAACAGGGAAGAAGGAAGAUGGUGAAUCAGGCCAGGCAAUCAAGAGCAGCGGUGACAACGAAGGCAAUUGCGAUAAUCAGAAAUAUGUUAACUUGAGAAUCAGUGUAUCCACUCCGGAGAACACAACCACUACAGUUACAGACAAGUUUGCCAAUGACAUAUCGCUGAAUGGUGUCCUGGGAAGAUUGGCUGAAAAACGUUAUCUGGAUCAAGUCAGCCAUAGCAGAGUUGCCAUUCAAAUUAUGAUGAGAGUGCUCGACGCUGGCGAGUACAAUAAGUCUUUAGCUAGCUUAGGACUCGUAGAAGGAAACCACGCAAUACGAUUAAGGGUCAAGCCGAUUGAUCAUGCAAUCGUUAAAUCAAGACCUACGGAGGAGAAAAAGGUUACAGAAGAGAAGCCUAAGGAUACGACCAAAACAGAGAAGGCUACCGUACCAGCUGUCUUAGUUAGCGAUAAACAGGAAGAGGUCAAUGCUGCUGAAAGCACGAAGCAAGAGCAACCAAAAGAGCAGUCAAUUGUUUCUGAACCAGAGAAAAUCAGCACAACUGACGUUCGUGCAGAACCUCCGAAGAAUGACAUUGACAUCAAGUACGUACAUCAUGGCAAUGGACGAAAUGCGGCCAGGGAAAAUGACCAUGAUGAUUCUUCUUAUGAAAUGAGUAUCGAACAAGCGAGAAUCUACCAAAGACUGCUUUCCAAGCAAGCAGCCGACCAACCAAUGCUUACAAAAGCCCUGAGAGAGAAACUGGAAGAGGAAGAAAGGCAGAGGAAAGAGCAGGUGAAACAGUCAAUUUACACAGGAGAAAGCAUCAUCAGAAUCAAGUUCCCAGACAACAAGGUGGUGCAGGUGAAAAUCGACAACAGGAAGACCCUCAAGGACCUCGCUGAAGUCCUUGUGGAGAAAGUGUUAAAGCCUGAGAUUGUUCCACGGAAGUACAAAAGUGGAGACGACUUAUUUUUUGAGCUUUAUGUUGCCCAUCCGUACAGCAAAAUAUUAGGGCAAAACACAGAGCUGGCAAAGACGAUAGACGAUUGCGAGUUUGGCAACCGUAUCUCGCUUUUGUUCCGGUUUGAACCUGAAUACACAAUGGCUCUUGUUCCAAAUGGAUAUAUCCUCGAUCAUCUUUUAGAGAAACUGGACGAUACUGCUUCACCAACCGGGCCGGCCUCUGCUGAAGCAAACCAAACGAAUUCUUCGACCACUUCGACCGAAGAAAAGCCUCAUCAGCCAGCGGAAGGGCUCAACGGCACUAAAAGAGCCAAAUUUAAGCAGGUUCCAGCAUGGAUGAAGCUCAGCAAGAAGGUGUGAGCAGCUGGUAGCAUUCAGGUUGCUGCCUAUGAUUAUAAUUACGUAUCUAUAUAGACAACAUUCUUUAAUCGGUAGUAAUAGCUUCGACACGCACACGGCGCACCGAUUAGGAAAAGUUAAAUCGGUCUGAGUCGUGUCUCUGUUUAUUUGUUUACAACUGCAC